This is a messenger RNA of Trichophyton benhamiae CBS 112371, 264 nucleotides long. RefSeq lists its product as uncharacterized. Bases 1 to 264 code for a protein of 87 amino acids. The record is from RefSeq and is a predicted model, not a curated record. The transcript has 2 exons. NCBI's taxonomy places the organism in Eukaryota, Fungi, Ascomycota, Eurotiomycetes, Onygenales, Arthrodermataceae.
AUGGUUGUUUUCUUCCUGAGAUUCAACUUCACUUUGAAUUUUAAUGGCCUGAAACUCGCAACCCCUCUUCAUUCCAUUUCGGAGUCUGCGGAUACCAGCAAAGAUGUCGAAGAUGCUGUCCAAACCAUGGCUCCUGGAGGCGCGGUCAUCGGAGGCGUUUAUCAUUCUUGUUGUCUCCAUUGCUAUCUUCGUGCAUGGUAUGAAACCAUGAUGGAACUCGUUACCCAGCAGAGUGCUUCGUCAGAUGUUUACAAUUCGCUCUAG